Rhizophagus irregularis DAOM 181602=DAOM 197198 is the source of this 1044-nucleotide messenger RNA. RefSeq lists its product as uncharacterized. Gene Ontology annotation, cellular component: cytoplasm. The record is from RefSeq and is a predicted model, not a curated record. NCBI's taxonomy places the organism in Eukaryota, Fungi, Glomeromycota, Glomeromycetes, Glomerales, Glomeraceae.
AUGUCUCUCCCACUUUGCGAACUUGGCAAAACUGGUGUAAAAGUCCCUGCAAUUGGUUUGGGUUGUAUGGGCAUGAGUGAUUUUUAUGGAUCAGUUGACGAACAAGAAAGUAUUGAUGUUUUGAAACAGUCCAUUGAAUUAGGAUUCAACUUUUGGGAUACUUCCGAUAUUUAUGGAAAUGGAGCCAAUGAGAUUCUCCUUUCAAAAGUCCUUAAAGACAAACGUGAUAAAGUAUUUCUUUGUACAAAGUUUGGUAUACUUCGAGAUUCAAAUGGCGCAUUUACAGGUGUAUCAGGUUCACCUGAAUUUGUUCGUCAAGCUUGUGAAAAAUCUUUAAAAAGAUUGGGGGUAGAUUAUAUUGAUCUUUAUUAUCAACAUCGUAUGGAUCCUAAUACACCUAUCGAAGAUACUGUUGGUGCUUUGGCAGAACUUGUUGGCGAAGGAAAAAUUAAAUAUAUUGGUCUUUCCGAAUGUUCUGCAGAAAUUCUUCGACGUGCUCAUAAAAUACAUCCUAUUGCCGCAGUUCAAAUGGAAUAUAGUCCCUGGACGCUCGACAUUGAAACGAAUGGAAUUAUGGAAACUUGUCGUGAAUUAGGUGUCACUAUAGUAGCAUAUAGUCCACUCGGACGUGGAUUUCUAACGGGAAAAUAUAAAUCUGUUGAUGAUUUUGAACCGGACGACAUUAGAAGAAAUUUUCCACGUUUUCAAGGUGAUAAUUUCAAUAAAAAUUUAGAACUUGUGCAUAAAUUUCAUGAAUUUGCGAAUAAGAAAGGCGUAACUCCAAGUCAACUCUGCUUAGCUUGGGUUAUAUCUCAGGGAGAUAAUAAUAUUGCUAUUCCUGGUUCAAGAAAAUUGAAAUAUUUAGAAGAAAAUUUGGGAGCAGCUAAUGUUCAUCUUACUCCCAAAGAAUUGUUAGAAGUUAGGCAAAUCAUCAAUUCUAUUGGCAUAGUCGGUAAUAGAUAUUAUAACACAAGCGAUCCAGGUAAGAAUUAUUAUGUUAUUUUUGUAACUUUGUAUCUUAUGUCAUGUUUAAAAGCCAAUUAA